AUGUUUCAUGCAACUUUCUCAAAAGAGCUAACCAGUCAUGAAGAAUGGAGUCACUAUCAUGAAAACAUAGUAGAAGAUCAGAAAGAUCUUGUUUUUGUGAAGUUCACUGGUCUUCAUUUAAAAUCUAUAGAAGGUUUGAAAUAUUGUAUCUCUCUUACAGUAUGCAUCUUCUCAAACAAUUUUAUUACCAAUAUUAGUCCACUUCAAUAUUGUAUAAAAUUAGUCAAACUUGAUCUCCAUGGAAAUCAGGUAAAGAGUCUACCAGAUGUCAAUUUUUGGAGUAGAUUAAAAAAUUUAAAACUUCUCUAUCUUCAUGACAACGGGUUUGCAAAGUUAAAGAAUGUAUGCAUGUUAUCUGCCUGUCCAAGCCUCAUUGCCCUCACUAUGUUUGAUUGCCCCGUAAGCCUUAAAAAAGGAUAUAGACAUGUUCUUGUCAACAGUAUAUGGUCUCUCAAGGCAUUGGAUCAUCAUGUAAUUUCUGAUGAAGAAAUAUUUCAGAACUUUCAUCUUCCUGAAAGAUUUAAAACAUAUAACCAUCGGCUUUUCUUUAAUUUCUGCCCUACUUUGAAAAAGGGAUCAACAUAUGAGGAUGAAAUUGAUAACAUCCAAUUUGUUAUUUCAAAAAUAAAUGUAAUCAGGGCUCACAAUUCACCAAUUUUGAUUAUUCAAAAAUGGAUACGUGGUUUCCUAAUUAGAAAACAUUUGAGCCUUGUGUCUUUGUAUAGAAAACGUAAAGAAAAAUUUAUUAGAGAAUGUAAAAAAAAAUGGGCUGACAAACACAAAAGUUAUGAAGAUAAGAUUUUUAAGGAUCUUAUUAAGCCUGAAACAAUUAAAACAAGAAAGCCUGCACGAAGGAAACAUCAUAUACUUUCUUCUCUUGAUUUAAUAAGUUCUAAUAAACAGAGAAAACAUAUUUCCUCUCUUUUAUCUGAAUUAAAGACAAAAGAUAUUGGCAAAAAAUCAAGACAUCUCAUUCAAAAAGGUCGGGAGUCUGAAGAUGAAAUUGAGGAUGAAGAAUUACAUGCCAGUUUUAGAAUAUCAGUAUUCAAACUACCCAUACAUUCUUCAGAUUCAUUGAAGUAUGCAGUACUGAAAAAAAAAGAACUAGCUUCUUUUCCUACAUAUACACAGCCAUUUUCUACUACUCAUCAAAAACCAGUAAUUACAAAACCACACCUAAUAUUGGAGAAGAAUGCAAGAGAGUUUUUUAUGAUACACAGAACCGGUAUAAAGCUCAAAACACUUUAUGAUAUUGAUGAAUAUCACUUAGAACAAAAGAAUCAGGAAAGCCAGAAGAAAAGAGAAAUGGCUUUAACCAUGGCAAAAACUGCCCAAGAAAAAGUCAGCUUAAAUGUUCAAGAAAUGUUACAGAAAAAAAAAAGGGCUGUACAAAAACAAAUGGCAGAAGGUAACAUGGCAAUUCGGGAUGGUUUGUACCAAUUUUGGCAGGUCAGAUCCAAAUACCUUGACAAAGUUAGACAGAGGAGAGCUUUGUUUCUAGAAGAAAAACACAAAAAAACUACAGACCGUUUAUUAAUUCAAAACUUAAAUAAUGAGCUCGUUAUUUGGGACAAAAAUAUAAAUAAAAUAAAGCAAUUGAAGAAGAAAAAUGAUCUCUUAAAAGAGAAACAUCUGAUAGUUCAGCAAAAACGAGAAACAGGAAAACUUCAAAAGGAUUUAUGUAAAUACAUUAAGGAAUAUAGGGCUCAAGAAAGGUAUAAGAGACACUCUGAAGAAAAAUUUGUUUAUGAUAUGAUUGUCUUUCAGAAAGCUUGUGAAAGAUUACAAGAAGCUAGAGCAAGAAUUGAAAGUAUGAAAAAAAAGUAUUAA
This is a messenger RNA of Pipistrellus nathusii (Nathusius's pipistrelle), 1830 nucleotides long. The record is from the annotation of a GenBank genome assembly. NCBI's taxonomy places the organism in Eukaryota, Metazoa, Chordata, Mammalia, Chiroptera, Vespertilionidae.